Molecule: messenger RNA, 4373 nt
Organism: Mastomys coucha (southern multimammate mouse)
Lineage: Eukaryota; Metazoa; Chordata; Mammalia; Rodentia; Muridae
Gene: B4galnt4
Product: beta-1,4-N-acetyl-galactosaminyltransferase 4
Exons: 20
Coding region: 1264-4092 (942 amino acids)
Cellular component (GO): Golgi cisterna membrane
Molecular function (GO): acetylgalactosaminyltransferase activity
Source: RefSeq, a predicted model, not a curated record
AGCCCCUGCUGUCCUGCUCCUCCCAGCUCUGCUAUAUUGGGGGAGGGGUCGCGGCUCUGUUCAGCGGGACGCCCAGUGACGUCAGCAGUAACGCCAGGGACCCUCAGGGCUCAUCCCUAACCUUUAUGUUCGCUGGAAUCUGACUUAGAUCCGGUGAUGAUGGAGUUAACGGUUGACCCUUUGGGGAACCGGUGCCCUUAGCCAAGAGGCCUGUCAGGCCAUUGACUACUUAGCAGGGUCUCAGUUCCCUCCUCUGCUGGAAGGUGGGGAGGUAAGGGUGGUGUUGAGGGAUCCAGCUGCCUGGAGUGGCCAGAACAGCUGGAAACCCUGGGUACACCUAUGACUGUGGACUGAGAUGUCUGUGUGCUAGGAACCAAUGCAAACUUGAGUAAAUGCUUGUUGUAGUUUGCACAUUUAAGAGUGGGCAGAGGAUGUACAAAGCAACCUAGGCCUGGCAAGCCCUGUGGGCAAGAAUCUGGGGAGAACCUCUGGAGAUAGUGGCCAUUGGACCCACACUUUGGGGGAAAAGCUCCAGGGCAGGGUGGACAUCAAUACAGCUAGGUAGAAAAAGACCAGGGAAUGAACCUGAAGAUGCCUAACCAAGCCACACAGAUCUCGGCCUCAUCUUUGUGAAGGAAGCUGGUGAGCUGAGGAUUUAGUGGGAGGGGAGCAAGUGUCUCUCCUCUCAAAGUCUCAGAGCAGUGACACUGACACACAACAUCCUGGUCCACUCCACCUGAUGGAUCCAGAACUCCCUUUUCAGUCCUACUCCUGUCUCCUGCCUACAGAGGCCCUCUGCCUCUUCAUAUGCGUGGGCAACUAUUUCUGUCAGAUCCCGGGCCAAGGAUCUGAGACAGAUCUCAGCCCCCAAGAAAGUCUAGGGGUCAUCCCAAUCCAUGUACCUUGUUAGCUGUGGCAUCUUCAAGACAUCCUGCCACAACUCUAUCCCUAAGAGAUAUGUCUGGACCCAGAGCUGACCCAAUACCCAAUAAAGCCAGCCCCCGUCAGCUGCCCUUGUGGGUUCAACUGACUUCCUGAGCAAUUUGUUUCUGUCUGAGAUCAACCAGGAUGGAGUGAAGACAGGGAGCCCCGCUGUUGAAGGUCGAUCAUGAGGGCAGCUGGCUCUGACUCCUCCUAGAUGGUGAGAAGCUGACCGGUGUGACCGAUAGCCGGGGAGUCCGAGUGGCAUCAUCCACACGGAGGGCAGAGGAUUCUAGUGAAAGUCAUGAAGAUGAACAGGCGCCCGAAGGGCGGGGCCCAAACAUGCUGUUUCCUGGAGGAGCUAGGAAGCCACCCCCACUGAACCUCACCCACCAGACACCCCCAUGGCGGGAAGAGUUCAAAGGACAGGUGAACCUACACGUGUUUGAGGACUGGUGUGGAGGUGCUGUGGGCCACUUGAGGAGGAACCUGCACUUCCCACUCUUUCCUCAUACUCGGACUACCGUGACAAAGUUAGCUGUGUCCCCUAAGUGGAAGAACUAUGGACUCCGGAUUUUUGGCUUCAUCCACCCAGCCAGAGAUGGAGACAUCCAGUUCUCUGUGGCUUCGGAUGACAACUCUGAGUUCUGGCUGAGCUUGGAUGAGAGCCCAGCAGCCGCCCAGCUUGUAGCCUUUGUGGGCAAGACUGGCUCUGAGUGGACCGCGCCUGGAGAAUUCACCAAGUUCAGCUCACAGGUGUCUAAGCCACGGCGGCUCAUGGCCUCCCGGAGAUACUACUUUGAGCUGCUUCACAAGCAAGAUGACAAGGGUUCAGACCAUGUGGAAGUGGGUUGGCGAGCUUUCCUGCCUGGUCUGAAGUUCGAGAUCAUUGGUUCUGCUCACAUUUCCCUGUACACAGAUGAGUCAUCUCUGAAGAUGGACCAUGUAGCCCAUGUGCCUCAGUCUCCAGCCAGCCAUGUAGGAGGAUUCCCACCACAGGAGGAACCCAGCGCCGACAUGCUACACCCAGACCCGAGGGACACCUUCUUCCUCACUCCUCGGAUGGAACCUUUGAGCCUGGAGAAUGUACUGGAGCCCUGUGCUUAUGCACCCACCUAUGUCCUCAAGGAUUUCCCCAUAGCCAGAUACCAAGGACUACAGUUUGUGUACCUGUCCUUCAUCUACCCCAAUGACCAUACCCGUCUCACUCACAUGGAGACAGACAACAAGUGCUUCUACCGUGAGUCCCCACUAUACCUGGAAAGGUUUGGGUUCUAUAAAUAUAUGAAAAUGGACAAGGAGGAAGGAGAGGAAGAUGAGGAGGAAGAAGUUCAGCGUAGAGCCUUCCUCUUCCUCAACCCAGAUGACUUCCUGGAUGACGAGGAUGAGCAGGAACUGUUAGACAGCCUGGAGCCCACCGAUGCAUCCAUACAGCAGAACCACAGGACCUCCACCCCAGCAGCCUCCACUGGAGCCACAGCCAGCCCAACCCCUCCUACAACUAGUCCUCCGGAUGAGCAGACCCUCAGACACUCCCGGGCACUAAAUUGGGCCCCACGCCCCCUACCCCUCUUCUUGGGGCGAGCUCCACCUCCCCGAACUGUGGAGAAGUCACCUUCAAAGGUGUAUGUGACCAGGGUACGACCUGGACAGCGGGCUUCCCCAAGGGCAUUGAGAGACUCACCCUGGCCACCCUUCCCUGGUGUCUUCCUGCGCCCCAAGCCUCUGCCCAGAGUACAACUGCGGGUGCCCCCACAUCCACCUCGGACCCAGGGCUAUAGGACCAGCGGCCCCAAGAUCACAGAACUAAAGCCCCCAGUCAGGGCACAGACCAGCCAGGGAGGCCGGGAGGGCCAGUUGCAUAGACAGGGACUCACGGUGCCCACGGUGGACUUGAACUCCUCAGUGGGAACACAGCCUGUGACUUCCUUCCUGAGCUUGUCUCAGGUAUCCAGGCCACAGCUGCCUGGAGAGGGUGAAGAAGGGGAGGAGGAUGGGGCCCCUGCUGAUGAGGCCACAUCAGAAGACAGUGAGGAAGAGGAGGAGCAGGCCGCUGGGCGACCGCUGGGCCGCUGGCGUGAGGACGCUAUUGACUGGCAGCGCACAUUCAGCGUGGGUGCCAUGGACUUCGAGCUGCUGCGCUCUGACUGGAACGACCUACGCUGUAAUGUAUCCGGGAACCUGCAGCUUCCUGAGGCCGAAGCAGUGGAUGUGGUGGCUCAGUACAUGGAGCGACUUAAUGCGCGGCAUGGCGGGCGCUUCUCGCUUCUACGCAUUGUGAACGUGGAGAAGCGCCGCGACUCUGCACGCGGAAGCCGCUUCCUCCUGGAACUGGAAUUGCAAGAGCGCGGAGGCAGCCGCCAGCGCCUAUCAGAAUACGUCUUCCUGCGAUUGCCCGGAGCCCGGGUUGGGGACGAAGAUGGAGAAAGUCCCGAGCCCCCUCCUGCCGCAUCGAUCCACCCAGACAGUCGCCCAGAGCUCUGCCGGCCUUUGCAUCUGGCCUGGCGUCAGGAUGUCAUGGUCCAUUUCAUUGUACCAGUGAAGAAUCAGGCACGCUGGGUAGUGCAGUUCCUGGCAGAUAUGACCGCGCUGCAUGUGCAUACGGGGGACUCCUACUUCAACAUCAUCUUAGUGGACUUUGAGAGCGAGGACAUGGAUGUGGAGCGGGCCCUGCGUGCGGCUCAGCUACCUCGGUACCAGUACUUGAGACGAACUGGAAACUUCGAGCGCUCUGCAGGCCUGCAAGCUGGAGUGGAUGCAGUGGAGGACCCCAGCAGCAUCGUUUUCCUCUGUGAUCUGCACAUCCACUUCCCACCUAAUAUCCUGGACAGCAUCCGCAAGCAUUGUGUGGAGGGCAAGCUGGCCUUCGCCCCUGUGGUCAUGCGUCUGGGCUGUGGGAGCUCACCGUGGGACCCACAUGGUUACUGGGAAGUGAAUGGAUUUGGCCUCUUUGGGAUCUACAAAUCGGACUUUGACCGUGUAGGAGGCAUGAACACUGAGGAGUUCCGUGACCAGUGGGGAGGCGAGGACUGGGAACUUCUGGACAGGGUCCUGCAGGCAGGGCUGGAGGUGGAGAGGCUUCGACUGCGCCACUUCUACCACCACUAUCACUCAAAGCGAGGCAUGUGGGCCACACGCAGCCGCAAAGGUGCCCGCACACAGCGAUCCUGAAGACCUAGCCGCCCUCUGGGCCACUGGGUCUUGGUGCAGCAGGCAGAAGCUGCAUCCUGAGCUUGAUUCAGGCUCUGCCACCACCUGUGCUGGCCCCUAAAUGCCUCCUCUGUGACUCCAGAUAGGCAGCGCUCGUGGCAGGGCAGGCCCCUUGGUCCCCACACCCCCUGAUGAUUUCUGUGAAAUUUUCUGUAGCAAUGACAUUGUUUUCAGAAUUUACAAGAGUUCUGUCUGUUCUGUUUUUUAUUCAGAAUGAAAUGAAAUAUUUUUUUUAGUUCUGA